GGAACCACCACCCACCACUCUUCUUCUCUCCUCUCGUUUGGAGGUUUCGAACGUGCCCAAAUGGGAAGCGGACGUGUCCAACUUCGACACCCAUCGCUGGGAACAAAACCAAUCCCGCUCCAGACCAGAGAAAAAAGACGAAAAGGAAAACGCAGAGCCACGCAGACCCAAGAUUCCGCUGAGUCCCCAUCGCCCACCAUCUGGAAGCCGCGAAGAUUUCUCGUAGACUCUCUGGCUCCUUCGUCCCACUUUCUCUCCCCUCUCUUUCGUCAUCUCUGACUCUGACCCAACAAAAUUCUUAUUCAAAUUCCACACGGCCUCGAUGCCCGUGAUGUAAAAACUUGCAGGCGCCGCCACCCUCACAAGGGUAACCCCUGCUUUUUCCGCGCUGACCGUUGAUCGCCUCUUCUCUCGCUUCCGUGGCGAAAAAGGUGAAGCCUUUCGAGGGGGAGGAGUAGAGGUGAGGGAGAGAGGGAGUGGGCAGAGCGGCGAUGGGGAAGCCGGUGAGGUUCGAGGAGGUGGGGCCGGAGGUGCGGAAGAUUCUGGACGCGCACAUGGACGAGGCGCCGGCGAGGAGGCGAGCCCGCGACGCCUUUAAGGAUGUCCAGCUCGGGAUCGAUCACAUUCUCUUCAAGACACCAGACGAAGGGUUGAAAAUAGAGGAGAAAUACGAGGUGAAUUCCAGAGGAGUGGAGAUCUUCACAAAAAGUUGGCUUCCAGGCACAUCUCAGCUCAAAGCAGUUGUUUGCUAUUGCCAUGGUUAUGGAGACACCUGCACUUUUUUCUUUGAAGGAAUUGCGAGGAAAUUGGCAUCAGAAGGAUAUGGUGUAUUUGCCAUGGAUUACCCUGGAUUUGGCCUUUCAGAAGGUCUUCACUGCUACAUUCCAAGCUUUGACAGGAUAGUUGAUGAUGUAAUUGAACAUUUCUCCAAAGUUAAAGCGAACCCAGAUUACCGUACUCUUCCAAGCUUCCUCUUUGGGCAGUCUAUGGGUGGGGCUGUUGUCCUGAAGGUGCACUUAAAACAGCCUAAUGCCUGGGAUGGGGCUGUUCUUGUUGCACCCAUGUGCAAAAUUGCAGAUGAUAUUGUCCCUCCGUGGCUAGUCACUCAGAUCCUAAUUGGUGUAGCCAAGUUUCUACCAAAGCAGAAGUUAGUUCCAGAGAAGGAUUUAGCUGAAGCAGCUUUUAGGGAACCAAAGAAGAGAGAACAGACUGCCUAUAAUGUCAUUGCCUACAGACACAAACCACGCCUAGGGACUGCUUUAGAGAUGCUAAGGACUACCCAAGACAUAGAGCGCCGGUUGCAAGAGGUCUCGCUUCCGCUGCUGAUUCUGCAUGGAGAGGCCGAUCGAGUAACUGAUCCAUCGGUGAGCAAGGCCCUGUACGAGAAGGCUAGCAGUAAGGACAAAAAGCUCAUCAUGUAUCCUGAUGCUUAUCAUGCUCUUCUCGAGGGCGAACCUGAUGAAACGAUUCUUCGUGUUCUCGAUGAUAUCAUCUCCUGGCUCGACGAGCACAGCUUGAAAAGUACCCCAUGACGACAGACUUGUAUGCCAUGUAACGAUAAAUCCACAUUGAUUCAUUGAGGUAUCUAAUAAUAUUGUGUCCUGGAGUAAAACUUUGGGUGUCGAUGCAUCCAACUUCCGCCUUUAGUCCGGGGUUUUGACGACUCUGCACUUGCUAGUUGUACAGUUGAUCGUAUUGACUGAUGAAUAAAAAGUGUGUAACUUUGCUAA
Molecule: messenger RNA, 1730 nt
Organism: Eucalyptus grandis
Lineage: Eukaryota; Viridiplantae; Streptophyta; Magnoliopsida; Myrtales; Myrtaceae
Product: caffeoylshikimate esterase
Exons: 9
Coding region: 492-1532 (346 amino acids)
Cellular component (GO): membrane
Molecular function (GO): lipase activity
Source: RefSeq, a predicted model, not a curated record